Molecule: messenger RNA, 993 nt
Organism: Epithele typhae
Lineage: Eukaryota; Fungi; Basidiomycota; Agaricomycetes; Polyporales; Epitheliaceae
Exons: 6
Coding region: 1-993 (330 amino acids)
Biological process (GO): regulation of DNA-templated transcription
Molecular function (GO): DNA-binding transcription factor activity
Source: RefSeq, a predicted model, not a curated record
AUGACGCCCUCCACUUCUCCACCUGCCUCCCAGCGCGCCGCCUCCGCCAGCCCCCCGCCCCAGGACCGCCCCGAGCGAUCCCGCAACGCCAAAGCCCAAGCCCGCCACCGCGCGAAGCGGAAGGCGUACAUCGAACAGCUCGAGCAGACGGUGACGAAGCUCCAGUCCGUCCUCGCGCUCUCGCCCGAGCAGGUCGCCGCGAUCCCCCCGCCGCUGAUCCGCAUCCGCGAGCUCGAGCAGGAGAACGAGCUCCUCCGGCGCGAGGUCGACGAGCUCCGCCGCCAGCUCGACGUCAAGGGCGGCCCCGCCGGCGCGCUCCGCAACGGCGCCGCCGCCCAGGACGCGUUCCGCCGCGACGCCUACACCCCCGCACUCCCCGACGACCGCCACUUUGACGGCGUGGGCGUCGGCGUGAAGCGCCGCCGCACCGCGGACACGAUAUACACGUCCUCGGCCCACAACGGCACGACGCACAGCCCGCCCCCGCCGCUCUCCAUCCCGUCGAUCACGGGCCAGUACUCGCCCAACAGCCCGCCGCAGAGCGCGGGGUACGGCGGCGCGCACCAGUCCCAGUCCGCUGCGGCGGUGAACAACGGGUACGGCGGCGGCGGCGGCGCGCGCGGGCUCGCGGGCUACGCGUACUCGAACGGCGUCGCGCCCGCGUACGCGCCGAACGGGCUCCCGCCCGCGACGCCGACGUCCUCCGCGACCUCCAGCCCGUCUUUCUCGGCGAGUCCGUCGGACUACGCGUCGAGCCAGACCCUCCACACGCACGCGCACCACCAGCGGGCGCUCGCGACUUCGUACGGGCACAACGCGCUCCCCUCGUUCUCCCACCAGCCGUCGCAGUACGAGCUCGUCAAGCUCGAGGACGAGCAGCACUACACGGCUGACUACGGCCCGUUUGGCACCUCCCUUGACCGCACGGCGGACGCGGACCCGUUCGACGCGCUCCCAGCACUCGAGCCAGCACCACGCUUCCUCCGCGCCUAA